Messenger RNA from Cottoperca gobio, 3924 nucleotides. Its product is annotated as protein FAM13A-like. Gene Ontology annotation, biological process: signal transduction. Bases 227 to 3160 code for a protein of 977 amino acids. Lineage: Eukaryota; Metazoa; Chordata; Actinopteri; Perciformes; Bovichtidae. The transcript has 21 exons. The record is from RefSeq and is a predicted model, not a curated record.
CUAACAUUACGGUAGGAAGCUAGCUAACCGACCCUACUCCAUUUUAACAACAGUAGGUUCUUACUUAUUGUAAGCCUAGCGUUGAGAUGUGAGGAUGCUGACAGUACUUACUCGCCGUGCGUCGGACUUUCUGAGAGUUUCUAAAAGUGGAGCAUCUUGUAGAGGAGGGAAAAAUACGUGAUACAUUUGAAAAAUGGAGAGCUGUCCCGGUCCGGUGAGCUGAAACAUGGGAGCAAGUGCUUCAGUAUCGCUCUGUAGUGACCCGUCCUCAGUGAGAAUCCUCAGGCCCAGUGCUAAGGUCAGCCCAGAGCCCAAUGCAUUGUCCGACAGGUGUGUCUUUGGUGUUUCCUUUGAAACUCUGAGAGAGAACGGGCAGAUGAUCUGUGGCAUACCCCUUGUGCUAAGAGACAUGGUGGAGUUCCUGGAUAAGAAUGGAAUGCACCACAGAGGUCUGUUCCGCCUGUGUGGGUCGGUGCUACGGACCAGGCAGCUGAGGCAGCUGUCAGACCAUGGAGAGAGGGUGGACCUCGAGCAUGAGGGAGAUGUCUCCACCGUGGCAUCGCUUCUCAAACUCUUCUUUCGGGAGCUGCCAACCCCCGUAGUGCCCGAACCCCAGCGCAAAAAGCUGGUUCUGAGCCUCACAGGAUAUGCAGCUGAGGCAGAUAUAAACCAGUCUCUGAGAGAAAACCUUCGCCACUUCCCUGAAGACAACCUUAUUAUUUUGUCUUACCUCAUCCACUUCCUGUCCAGAGUGGCCGCUCACAGCAAUUCAAAUCACAUGCCUGUGGAAAAUCUGGCAACCAUCUUCGGACCUUGUAUAUUUCAGGUUCCUGCAGGACCCAGGAUGCUGGAGGAGCAGAAUGUGUGUAAUGCCCUGUUGCACCAUCUUCUGAGGCACCAGCAGGUUCUCUUUCCAAUUCCGGCCGAGGACUCAGUGGCCUCCUCGAUCACCUCCUCACCCCCUCCUCCUACGCUCUCUGCUCUUUCACACUUUGAGGUCAGAUCCAGCAGCUGUCACUCAGACAAAAAUAGUGUGGCGAGGUUGGCGGGAGAGACCACUUCAGUGUCAGCGACCAGUGCUUUUAACCAAACAAUAAUGAUGCAAUGUCAACUCAACAGUCCUGACACAGUGGCGCAGGGUUGUGAAACCAGCUCUGACGUCAGCGCUGACAUUCAGAAGCUGAUUUCCGACCAGGAGGCUCUGAACGAGAGCAGUGACAGCACAGAGGCAGGCUGGGUGCUCUCCUGCCCCCCUGACCCAGGGUCAGAGCAAUGCCCUCACCAGAGCAGACCUCCCGGAAGCCUCCAGGAGUUGGAGUGUACCACACAAGGGACCUUUUCUCAGUACAAGAUUCCACUAUCAAAGGAUAAAGACGGAGAAGAGGAGGAAGAGGCUUCCACAGAUGCAAGGCCAACAUCAUCUAUUUCAGACAGCUGCAUAGCGAAUGAAUCACAGAGCAACACCCAAACACAGACUCACCACAGAGAGAGCUUGUUGUGCUGCACAGAGUACAAGCCAGGAGCCACAACCCCAGUACGUAAGGGGAGAGGAGGAGGAGGAGGAGGAAGAGGAGGAGGAUGUCGUGGUUCUCCUGACAAUGAUUGCAGAGGAAGAAACAUCAGCCAUGACAGUCCCUCCCUCAAGCUACAAGCCCUGGAGGCUGACUUGGGACCCCUGUCUUCACCGGUAGACCCCCAAGCUCAGGAUAACCUACCUGUCCAGCAUCAGCCUCUUUUUACAGAAGAGCAGAGCCUGUAUCUGACCCACAAGCUGCUUCUCCCCUCGCCGUCGUACGCACCAAAUCAGGAUCAGGUCGACUCAUCACAGUCUGUACACACCCCAUCCCCUGAUUCAUCAGAGUUCAGUCCUAUCCUCUCCACCACCCUUCUCUCUGAGGGGAUUUCAGGAAAUGACACCCUGCCGAGCCCACCAGGUUCUAAAACCAGCCCACUCCUCUCUCGUUUUAUGAUGAGCGACUGCCCCAUUCCCUCGCCGCGCUGCCCGAACCUCAGUCACAGCCUACGCUACAACCUAGACCCUGAUACAGCCCCUUCUCCACCGGCCUCACAACACAUAUGCAUGGCUCGAAGCAGUGUUCACACAGAGCCAGACGAGGGCUCUGUGUCCAUCUCAGUGCUCAACAGACACAUUCACACCCUGAAGAAGAGGAUCAGGCGUUUCGAGGAGCAUUUUGAACAGGAGAAGCACUAUAAGCCGGCCUACAACGACAAGACGGCCCAUCCAGAAGUGGCCAGACUGAUGAAGGAGCUCAUCAAGAGUCGCAAGCAGCUAAAAGAGCUGAAGCUGAGGCACUCAGAAGAAGGCGGAGUGAAAGGACAAGGAGACUUCAAGCCAUCUUCUGAAACAUGCAGGAACAACAUAGACCAGAGGGAGGCAGCACUAACAGGGACUGAGCUGCAGCAACUUAACAACAACACCAACAUCAGACCAAAUGUGGAGGAAACGGUCAAUAUCAUAACCAACAGACUGAAGGAAAGACGCAGAGAGCAGGGCCUGCCUGACAGCGUUAAGGAGAUGUCCAGUUUCCAGAUGACGAUGGAGAAGAACAGCCUGCAGAAGUGUUUGCUCCACUUUGAGAGUCUGCACGGACGGCCGAGUACCAGGCUGGAGCGGACUCUGAUGAAACCUUUCUACGAUCGGUACCGUCUUCUCAAGCAGCUGCUUUCUUCUGCUGCUGCAACCGUUAUUACGACCAUUGAGGAAGAGGAGGGCUCUGAUGAAGAGGGUUCCAAACAGCGAAGCCCCAAGCUGCAGCCGCUCCGGCUGAAAUCUCCCAGGUGUGUGUCUUCAGAUGAGUCGCUGCAUCUGCCUUCAUUAGAAAUGUCUGAAAUACCUCUGGUGUCCCCGCUGGAGGAGGUGAAGUGUUUCCAGCCACAGAUCAUCACCAUGGCAACACUACAUGAAGCUUCCAGAUCAGAAUUACUGGAUCACCUUAGGAUGACCCGGUCGGAGAAGAGGAGGCUUCACCAAGCGCUCCGAGAGUUUGAGGAGCAUUUCUACACACAGACCGGCAGGGCUUGUCAGAAGGAGGACCGCGGGCCGAUGGCGGAGGAGUACUGCCAGUACAAGAACCUCAAAGCGAAGCUCCGUCUACUGGAGGCCCUGCUCAGUAAACAAGACUCAACCAGGACCGGAUGAGUUAACUCACAGUGGGACUUUGAUCUAACUUAACAGGAUGUGAAGCCGGUGGGUCUGCUCUUGUUUCAUGCCAUGCUCAUUAUGUGGGCGCACUUUACAUGAAGAACACUGAUGAACAUUGGUGACAAUCUUAAUGAAAUGUUCAUUUGAGUUCUUUUUAAGUUCCAAAAACACAUCCUCUGUCGUUUAUGACGCAUCUUAUUACAAACCUGAUGUAGCAAGUGUAUUUCAUGUAGCACUAAUUUAUGUCAAGUGUUGUGAAGAGAUGAAACAACCUGUUGUUAGUUACAUAUUAGUUAUUAUAAGAUUACUGUACGUACACUAUGGCACUUUGUUACUAGCUUGUAUUCAUUGCCAAAAUACUAUUUUUAAACAGCUUUGUCCAUGUGGAAAGUGUUAUCUCGGCGAAAAAGGUGUAAGCUUAAAUGCAAUCAAUGAGACAAUCCUGUCGUGUUUGUGCAUGUCAGUUUUUUAAUCCUACAUUGUGCUAUGAUAUGCAUUAAGAAUUUCAUAGUUGAUCUAAAUUGUGACGGUUCAUUUUACAUGUUUACUUUGAAAAAUAUGUGAAUGUUGGUGGACGUCGGCCUUGUAGUGCAAGUUCUAUCUGCUGUCAUUAGUAUUUAUCCCCCAAAUAUUCUUGUAAGAAGUAAAUUCACCUUAAAUGCAGUUGUUGACAAUGACUUUGACAUUGUGCACAUAUAUAGAUAUAUAUAGAUAUAUAUAAAUGAAUGAAUGUAUCAAUAAAAUAAAUAUUUUUUCACAUU